Messenger RNA from Opisthorchis viverrini, 498 nucleotides. RefSeq lists its product as hypothetical. The transcript has 4 exons. The record is from RefSeq and is a predicted model, not a curated record. The coding region runs from base 1 to 498 and encodes 165 amino acids. Lineage: Eukaryota; Metazoa; Platyhelminthes; Trematoda; Opisthorchiida; Opisthorchiidae.
AUGGUUCAGCUUCUGUCUUGGCACAAUCAAUUCGGUGUCCUUAUAGAAUGGAUCGACCAACCGGUCUGCCGUCUCGAUGGCGGGACGCUUCGGUUGGAGGUUUCACUAUGCGAAUUCGGUUUGAUUAACAAGGUUGUGCUUGACCCCACUAACUGUCGAAAUGGGAUUGUCACUCAAACAGACUGGGAUCGGUCUGGAAUAACAGAAAGUCUGACACUUGCAGGACCAAAUGAUAUUCCCGGUGGUAACGCGAAUUUUGACAGCAUUAUUUGCAAUACUCUGGAGUCGACUUACACAUCGAGUGUUGAACACUGGUGUCAUGCUGUCGAUGAUGAUGAUGAUGAUGAGGAUGAUGAUGAUGAUGAUGAUGAUGAUGACGAUGAUGAUGAUGAUGAUGAUGAUGAUGAUGAUGAUGAUGAUGAUGAUGAGGAUGAGGAUGAUGAUGAUGAUGAUGAUGAUGAUAACACUGUUUGCAGACACCCAUCGCAAAUCAGCUGA